Bombus terrestris (buff-tailed bumblebee) is the source of this 871-nucleotide messenger RNA. RefSeq names its product activity-regulated cytoskeleton associated protein 2-like. NCBI's taxonomy places the organism in Eukaryota, Metazoa, Arthropoda, Insecta, Hymenoptera, Apidae. The record is from RefSeq and is a predicted model, not a curated record. The transcript has a single exon. Bases 45 to 860 code for a protein of 271 amino acids.
CAGAGAAAUUCUUUUUUUAGGCAAAUCCGGGUGUAGCCGAGAACAUGGACACCGAUGAGCAGUUAGCCCGUUUCGUGGACAAAGCCAUGGUGCUACACGCAUCACUACCACAAAAAAUGGGCAGUUUCGCAAAUUGCACAACACGAUUCGAUGGAACAAGAAGCGAAGACGAAUUGCUGGCAUUCAUCAACACUGUCAAGCUGUACAAGGAUCUCGAGAAAAUCAGCGAUGAAGUAGCUCUGCAGGAACUACAUCUUACACUGUAUGGGGAAGCCGCUACAUGGUGGCAGGAAGUGAAAGGAGACAUUCACGUGUGGUCCGAAGCUUUGAAAAUGUUAAAACUAAAAUUUAUGCCAAAAAAACCGGCGUAUGAAAUAUACGCUGCAUUGUUUGCCGUGAAACAAGAUGACUAUAUUCCCACAGAAAUGUUUAUACAGCAGAAACGAGCUCUUCUGGCCGAAUUACCACGGCCACAUCCCGAAGAUGUGCAGAUCGACAUGAUUUAUUCAUUACUGAAGUCUAGAAUUAGGAGGAAAGUACCUAGAGAAUCAGUAGUUUCUUUCGAUCAAUUAAUCAGGGCAGCUCAAAAAGUCGAGCAUUCAAAAUAUAAAAGACGUGUAAAGCGAUUUCAGAAAUUCGAAUACAAAGCUUUGAGGCCCGUUUCGUCCGCACUACUAAAAUGUUCGGACUGCGGAAAAUCUACAAAAUUCGACGUAAAGGGAAAUUGUUGUACAUGCUUUUCACGGCGACAUAAAACUUCAAGACGUAGAAAAGAGAUCCUAAAUGUUACCCCGCCGCAAAAUUUUGACCAGAUUCAUUUAAGUGGUUUCAACCCUGACAUCAACCCAUUUAGUAUUUAAUUUACUUCGAU